AUGCCAAAGAAGUUCAUCGUCCCUUCAAUGAAGAUGUACGACGGGACGACCGACCCUGAUAAUCAUAUAGCCCAGUACAAGCAACGCAUGUUCACAACGGCAAUAGCAAAAGAAUAUCGCGAAGCUAGUAUGUGUAAAGGAUUUGGAUCUAGCCUCACGGGACCAGCUCUUCAGUGCAGGAACAUAGAAAGGACAGCCGACGAUCUCUAUGAGGUGAUACAGAAGAGAGGAGAACCGUUGCGCGAUUACGUAGGUCGCUUCAACAAAGAGAAAGUAUCCAUUCCGGCAUGUGUCACGUCCACUGCUAUCUCUGCAUUCAAAAGAGGAUUGCUCCCAGACAGUGAUUUGUACAAGGAACUGACGAAGUACCAGUGCAGAACGAUGGAAGAUGUGCUAUCUAGAGCAUGGGCUCAAAUAAGGUGGGAGGAAGAUCCUGCAUAUCGACACCUACUUUCCCCACGAUCUGAUUCGCGCGUUGUUAGGAACGAGCGUCCCUCUCGAGAUGACAGACCGUACCAGAGACCACGCAGUGAAAGCACUAGCAAGAGAAGCGACAGCAGAGCGACCAUCGACCACUCAACCAAAUUGAGAGCGACCAACGCUCAUCAUCCACAUGGCCAGACAUGA
Messenger RNA from Microthlaspi erraticum, 627 nucleotides. NCBI's taxonomy places the organism in Eukaryota, Viridiplantae, Streptophyta, Magnoliopsida, Brassicales, Brassicaceae. The record is from the annotation of a GenBank genome assembly.